Cheilinus undulatus (humphead wrasse) is the source of this 5510-nucleotide messenger RNA. It is a transcript of the gene ube4b, whose product is annotated as ubiquitination factor E4B, UFD2 homolog (S. cerevisiae). The record is from RefSeq and is a predicted model, not a curated record. Gene Ontology annotation, molecular function: ubiquitin-ubiquitin ligase activity. Lineage: Eukaryota; Metazoa; Chordata; Actinopteri; Labriformes; Labridae. Bases 294 to 4433 code for a protein of 1379 amino acids. Gene Ontology annotation, cellular component: nucleus; cytoplasm; ubiquitin ligase complex. The transcript is spliced from 29 exons. Gene Ontology annotation, biological process: protein polyubiquitination.
GUGUAGAUCCAAAAUGGCCGCUGUUGUAUUUUGACGUAUGAUAGCUAGCUACUUUUCUUUUUGUUUCACUCUUGAUAGAAAAUUAGCAAACGAAAGACUUUUUGGAGAACCCGUAUCUCUCCACCCUCUGUAUACCGGUGUCCUCGUUUUUAUCUUGUAGACAAUCAAGGCUGACACAUAUUUGUUGAAGGAGUUAGACUAUGCAUAUUUAGUUCUUAAACAGGCUAGCUAGCUGGCUCUGGCUGGCACACAUUAAAGCUAUUGAAGUGAAAUAGCUAGCUAACUUGGCAGCGAUGGAGGAGUUGAGCGCAGAUGAGAUUCGCAGAAGGCGAUUGGCACGACUGGCAGGGGGACAGACGUCACAGCCCAGCACCCCUCUCAGCACACCUCUGACAUCCCCACAGAGAGAAACUCCCCCUGGACCCCUCCCUGGACCCUCAGGUGCCGCACUCCAGCCCCUGCCACCAGCUGCCUCUCAAUCAUUGGGGCUAAAUGUCCACAGUGGUACUCCUGCCACAUCCCCAAUGGGCACUUCUGGGGUGGCAUAUGGUAGUCAGAGCAGUGAGGGUGUGAGCUCCCUAUCCAGCUCUCCCUCCAACAGCCUGGAGACUCAGUCCCAGAGCUUGUCCCGAUCGCAGAGCAUGGAUAUUGACACUGCCUCCUGUGAAAAGAGCAUGUCCCAGGUGGAUGUUGACUCAGGGAUCGAGAACAUGGAGGUGGAAGAUAGCGAUCGCAGGGAGAAGAGGAACCUGACUGAAAAGGAAACCUCUGCAAAUUCAGAUGUCUCAGAAGAACAGGCUCUGCAGCUCAUAUGUAAGAUCCUCCGCGUAUCGUGGAAAGAGCAGGAUAGAGAUGUUAUCUUUCUUCCUUCGCUUGCUGCUGAGUUCCAUCAGAACCCAAAAGAUGUAUACUCCGACUUUAAAGACCUGAUCGGCCAGAUCCUCAUGGAAGUCUUAAUGAUGUCCACACAGUCACGUGUCCACAACCCUUUUGCCAGCUUAACCGCCACCUCUCAGCCAAUUGCAGCAGCCAAAUCCCCUGACCACCGUCUAACACUGAUGCAGCCUUCAAGCCAAGGUGGCAGCCCAAUGGGCCCCAGUGCAGGAUCCUUUGGAGCCAGCUCUCUGUCCAGUCUGUAUGGGUGUGGUAGCCCUCACCCGAUGGCUUUGGAUGCAUCCAAGAGGUCCUCCCCUUCUCUCCCCACCCCUACUACACCCUCUGUACCUUCUACACCUUCUGUUCCACAGUUCAUUGUCCCUCCUAGCCCACCUGCCACUGCUCCUCCUAGACACACCCUCAAUCCUCCAUCUUCCCCCAUGCCCAUCUCUCAGCGCUAUCGGCCUUACUCUGUCUCCUCUCCCUUGGGGGCUCCUUCCCCGUCCAGCCCGGCCCACAGAGGCUUUAGCUUCUUUGGACCCUCUCCUGGUCCUGCAGGGCUCACUGUUCCUCCGAAUACCCCAGUCCCUGUGCCACCACCAAGCCCCCAGGCCCUCAACUUGAGCUCGCCAAGAGCUCGCAACCCACCCUCCACUGCCCCUCUCCCUGCGGUUCCCCCCUCUCCCAGAUCACAUGCCCGACAGGCUGCAUUUGCUGCCAGGAUUCCAUCAUCUAGCCCCUUGUCGUUGCUGUUCUUUGCCCUCUCUGAUGUGUCUCAGGACAGCAGUGAUGAAGAGUCUGAGGAGGAGGAGGAUUUUGCACGGGUUCAGUUUGGGUCCAGUCUUGGUGCAUGUGGAGGGUCAAUGUCCUGUGACUCAGCCAGUGACCGCUUCACCAUUGAAACCUGCAAAGAGACAGAGAUGCUGAACUACCUCAUUGAGCGUUUUGACAGCGUUGGCAUGGAGGAGAGAAAAGCCCCCAAGAUGUGUAGCCAACCAAAUGUAAGCCAGCUUCUCAGCAACAUUCGCUCGCAGUGUAUUUCCAAUGUUGCCCUCAUCCUGCAAGGCACCCUGACCCAGCCACGGAGUCCUCUGGAACAGUCUUUGUUGGUACCCUACAUGCUGUGCCGGAACCUUCCUUAUGGCUUCAUUCAGGAGCUGGUUCGCAUUACCCACCAGGAGGAAGAUGUGUUUAGACAGAUCUUCAUCCCCAUUCUUCAUGGACUGGCCCUUGCAGUCAAAGAAUGUUCUUUUGACAGUGACAACUUUAAAUUCCCACUCAUGGCAUUAGCUGAGCUUUGUGAAAUAAAGUUUGGGAAGACUCACCCUGUGUGCAAUUUGGCAGCGUCACUGCCUCUGUGGUGUCCCAAACCUCUUAGCCCUGGUUGUGGCAGAGAGAUCCAGAGACUGUCCUACUUAGGAGCUUUCUUCAGCCUCUCUGUGUUUGCUGAGGAUGAUACCAAAGUAGGAGACAAGUAUUUCUCUGGGCCAGCUAUCACCAUGGAGAACACGCGAGUCGUCAGCCAAUCCCUGCAGCAUUACCUGGAGUCAGCAAGGGGUGACUUGUUCAAAAUUCUUCAUAACAUCCUGCUGAAUGGAGAAACUCGUGAGUCAGCUCUUAAUUACAUGGCAGCUCUAGUGAACUACAAUGUGAAGAAAGCUCAGAUGCAGACGGAUGAUAAGCUAGUGUCUACAGACGGUUUCAUGCUCAACUUCCUAUGGGUGCUGCAACAGCUGAGCAUGAAAAUCAAGCUGGAGACAGUGGAUCCCUACUACAUUUUCCAUCCACGUUGUCGUCUUGUUGUCAGCUCAGAGGAGACGCGUCUUAAAGCCACAAUGGAGGAGCUCAAAAGCUGGAUAACUGAACUGCACGAAGACCCUUCCAAGUUCUCUGAGCCCAAGUUCCCUACAGAGUGCUUUUUCUUGACACUGCACACCCAUCAUUUGUCCAUCCUACCUGGCUGCAGACGCUACAUUCGCAGGUUGCGAGCCAUUCGAGAACUAAACAGGACUGUAGAGGAGCUGAAGAAUAGUGAAAGCCAAUGGAAAGAUUCUCCCCUGGCUAGUAGACACAGAGAGAUGCUCAAGCGGUGCAAAACCCAGCUGAAGAAACUGGUGCGAGCCAAAGCCUGUGCUGACGUGGGCCUUCUGGAUGAAAACCUGCUGCGCAGAUGUCUGCAGUUUUACAGCACUGUCAUUCAGCUCAUUCUCCGCAUGGUGGAUCCUGCUUACCCCAACAUUACCCUGCCACUGAACCCUGAGAUUCCUAAAAGCUUUGCUGCUCUGCCUGAGUUCUACAUUGAAGAUGUGGCUGAGUUUCUGCUUUUUGUCGUGCAGUACUCUCCUCAGGUUUUAUAUGAGCCGUGUGUACAGGACAUUGUCACCUUCUUGGUAGUGUUCAUCUGCAGUCAGAACUACAUCAGAAACCCUUACCUUAUUGCCAAGUUGGUAGAGGUGCUGUUUGUAACCAACCCUGCUGUUCAGCCACGUACUCAGCGAUUCUCUGAAAUGAUGGAGAACCAUCCGUUGUCUGUCAAACAGCUGGUCCCUGCUCUCAUGAAAUUCUACACUGAUGUUGAGCAUACCGGCGCCACCAGCGAGUUCUACGAUAAGUUCACUAUACGGUACCAUAUCAGCACUAUCUUCAAGAGUCUCUGGCAGAACCUGGCCCACCAUGGCACCUUUAUGGAGGAAUUCAACUCUGGCAAGCAAUUUGUGCGCUACAUCAACAUGCUGAUAAAUGACACCACCUUCUUGUUAGAUGAGAGUCUUGAGUCCCUGAAGCGUAUCCACGAGGUUCAGGAAGAGAUGAAGAACAAGGAGCAGUGGGAGCAGCUGCCAAGGGAGCAGCAGCAGAGCCGACAGUCCCAGCUGACUCAGGAUGAGCGAGUGUCACGCUCUUAUCUGGCCCUGGCCACUGAGACAGUUGAAAUGUUCCACAUCCUCACCAAGCAGGUUCAGAAACCUUUCCUCAGGCCUGAACUGGGGCCUCGUUUAGCUGCCAUGCUGAAUUUUAACCUCCAGCAGCUCUGUGGGCCCAAAUGUCGUGAUCUGAAGGUGGAGAACCCAGAGAAAUAUGGCUUUGAGCCCAAAAAACUCCUAGACCAGCUAACAGAUAUCUACUUGCAGCUUGACUGUGCCCGCUUUGCUAAAGCAAUUGCAGAUGACCAGCGGUCAUACAGUCGGGAGCUCUUUGAAGAAGUGAUAUCCAAGAUGAGGAAGGCUGGUAUUAAGUCUUCAAUUGCCAUCGAGAAAUUCAAGCUGCUGUUGGAGAAGGUGGAGGAAAUAGUCGCCAAGAACUCUCAGUCUGAAAUGGACUACAGUGAUGCACCUGAUGAGUUCAAAGACCCUCUCAUGGACACACUCAUGACUGACCCUGUGAUGCUGCCUUCGGGGAACAUAAUGGACCGAUCCAUCAUCCUGCGCCACCUCCUUAACUCCCCCACAGAUCCCUUCAACAGACAGCCACUCACCGAGAGCAUGCUGGAGUCAGUCCCUGAAUUGAAAGAGAGGAUCCAUGCCUGGAUGAGAGAGAAACAAGGUGGACGGCUUGUCUAAAGGCCAAUGUUGACCAGCGUCUGCCCUGCUAACCAUCAUGAAGGGAUCUACCCACAUCGCCUGAAUUCAGUGUCACUUCAACCAAUGACAAGCAACAACAUUUGGAAUGGGGGAAAAAAAGGAGACGUGAUUUGAUUUUUAUUCGCAUUUACCCUUUUUGUCUCAAACCAUUAUCAUGGUUCUAAAAACAAAAUAUAAUAAAGUUAAGACUUUUAAGUUUUUCUUUCUCAUGAGUUUGUGUAUAUAUAACAGAAUAUAUACAUCUAUUUAACAAAAGUUAGUUAAUGCAUUAUAAUGCUGCAAGUUUCCACCAUCAACCGGUUUACCAGCAAGUUGCGUGCAGUCAGUUCUUUGAUCAUUUUCAUUGAUGGGUCUCAUUUUGUUUUGUAAUACCAUGUAUGUUUAUCAAAACCUAAGGAGGGAUAUGGGAGACUAAAACACAUUUGGGAGAGAACGGGUGGGUUUGGAUACAUUUAUUAGCCCAGAGUUUUCAUUAUUAAGACUGUGACAGUUAUGAACUUGAGUCCACAUAAUGUAUGAUGUGUCCAAGAGUUAAAGGAUGCACAGUUUGUGCUUGUAGACAAAGUUCAGACUGAGGAAUAUCCAUUAAGGAUGUAGCUUAACGUAAACUAACAAAAACCAUACCUUAAUGUCGGCUUCCUUUUGAGUACAGUAGGAAGAUAAGCAGUGGUUUACCAAAAUGCAGUAUGUUCAGUUGUUCCAUUUAAGUCAAGUUUCCCUUGCUUACUUUGAUAGACUGAAUUUACUUCUUGUGUGUGCAUGGCCUCGAAUGCAGACUCUCCUAAGCGCCUCAUGGACAAACUAACCCUUGUUAGGUGGAGUGUGAGGAACAUGAGAGAAUGUAGCAUGACCACAAGUAACACCAUUGUAGGAGCACACCAGUGCAAGUCUGGUUUUCAGAACCACUGACAUCUCACCUCAACAUGGUCUCUUUCAAAUGGCACUGUACCUAACCUGACCUUGCUGACCUUAACUGUACAGGAAAUGAUUUCCUUUAUCCACACACCUGUUUUGGAAGCUAGGAUUUUGAACUGAAAUAAAUGAUGAUGCACAUUA